Molecule: messenger RNA, 2134 nt
Organism: Lotus japonicus
Lineage: Eukaryota; Viridiplantae; Streptophyta; Magnoliopsida; Fabales; Fabaceae
Product: protein disulfide isomerase-like 1-4
Exons: 12
Coding region: 114-1877 (587 amino acids)
Biological process (GO): response to endoplasmic reticulum stress; protein folding
Cellular component (GO): endoplasmic reticulum
Molecular function (GO): protein disulfide isomerase activity
Source: RefSeq, a predicted model, not a curated record
GAAUGUAACGAGCCUAUGUGGUGGUCAAAAUCUCAAACUGAGACAGACAUAGACAUAGAUCUCACUGUCAGCUUCCAAAUUGAGCACCAUUUCGCCGGCGACCACAGAUUACAAUGCAAACUCAUAAACAACUCGUCGUUUCACUCUCCCUCAUCACUCUCCUUCUCCUUCUCCUCUCCUCCUUCUCCCUCCCUCUCUCCGCCAAACCCCCCCAAAACGACGACUUCGACGAUGAAGAUCUCAGCUUCCUCGAGGAACCCGAAGCCGAAGACACCACCACCGCUUCCCUCCACGACCACGGCAACUUCCCGGAUCCCGACCCUUUCGGCGACGGCGACAGCGAAGACGGCGAGGAUUUCGACGACGACUUCUCCGGCUUCGAGCCUCCCUCUGAGGAGGCGUACGAGGAGCCCGCGGUGGAUGACAAAGACGUCGUCGUUCUGAUUGAGCGGAACUUCACCACUGUCGUCGAGAACAACCGGUUUGUCAUGGUGGAGUUUUACGCUCCAUGGUGCGGUCACUGUCAGUCUCUCGCGCCGGAGUACGCAGCCGCCGCCACUGAACUGAAGAACGACGGUGUCGUUUUAGCUAAGGUGGAUGCCACGCAGGAGAAUGAUUUGGCUCACGAGUACGAUGUUCAGGGCUUCCCUACAGUGUCGUUCUUCAUUGAUGGGGUUCAUAAGCCUUACACUGGCCAAAGAACCAAAGAUGCUAUAGUGACAUGGAUUAGGAAGAAGAUAGGACCUGGUGUAUACAACAUAACUACGUUGGAUGAUGCUGAGCGCAUAUUAACCUCUGAAAGUAAAGUUGUUUUGGGCUUCCUUGACUCUUUAGUUGGUGCUGACAGUGAUGAGCUAGCUGCAGCAUCAAAACUUGAGGAUGAUGUCAAUUUUUAUCAAACUGUGAUUCCUAAUGUGGCUAAGCUUUUCCAUAUUGAUACAAAUGUUAAACGCCCUGCUUUGGUCUUGCUCAAGAAAGAGGAGGAGAAACUGAACUAUUUUGAUGGUCAAUUUGUAAAAGCUUCUAUAGCUGAUUUUGUGUCCUCCAACAAGCUUCCGUUGGUUACAACUUUUACAAGGGAAAGUGCCCCAUCAAUUUUUGAAAGUCAAAUCAAGAAACAGUUGUUGCUGUUUGUGACUUCAAGCGAUACAGAGAAGUUCCUUCCAGUAUUUAGAGACGCAGCGAAGGUGUUGAAGGGGAAGCUGAUCUUUGUUCAUGUGGAAAUGGAUAAUGAAGAUGUUGGAAAGCCUGUUGCAGAUUAUUUUGGUAUCACUGGGAAUGCUCCCAAAGUAGUUGCUUUCGCAGGAAACAAUGAUGGCAGUAAAUUUUUGUAUGAUGGAGAGGUCACUGUUGACAAAAUUAAGGCAUUUGGGGAAGAUUUUCUUGAAGACAAGCUAAAACCUUUCCUCAAGUCAGAUCCAGUUCCUGAAACUAAUGAUGGUGAUGUGAAAAUAGUUGUUGGGAAUAACUUCGAUGAUAUUGUCUUGGAUGAGUCAAAGGAUGUUCUUCUUGAGAUUUAUGCUCCCUGGUGUGGCCACUGCCAAGCUCUGGAACCGACAUACAACAAGCUUGCAAAACAUCUUCACGACAUUGAGUCUAUUGUAAUAGCCAAGAUGGACGGAACAACAAAUGAGCAUCCAAGGGCAAAGGCUGAGGGGUUCCCCACUAUCCUCUUCUUCCCAGCAGGAAGCAAGAGUUCUGACCCGAUUGCUGUUGAUGUGGAUCGUACAGUGGUGGGCUUUUAUAAGUUCCUGAAGAAACAUGCAUCAAUCCCAUUCCAGCUCCAGAAACCAACCUCAACUUCUAAAACUGAGAGCAAGAGUUCAGAUGUCAAGGAGAGUCAGAGUAGCAGCACUGACACGAAGGAUGAGUUGUGAGAGUUAAAUUACACUUCUAUUUAUAUAGAGAUAUGACUCAGACAGAUGUAACUGUGAAUAGGUGCUCAGCACAGAAUCUAGCACAAUGAGUGAGAGAAAAGCUUUCUGUUUUCCCUCACCCUGUGGCCAAAAGACAAAUGGCUAAGGGAAGCGGAGAAACCAGGUAAUCUAUGUAUUAACUUGUUCUACCUACUUCUACAAGUUUGUGUACUAGGAAUUUGGGUGAGACUUCAAUUUAAAGUAAGGUUGCCACGAAA